Arctia plantaginis is the source of this 888-nucleotide messenger RNA. NCBI's taxonomy places the organism in Eukaryota, Metazoa, Arthropoda, Insecta, Lepidoptera, Erebidae. The record is from the annotation of a GenBank genome assembly.
AUGAAUUUAGAUCAAUGCGCUUACGAGUUUUCUCACAAAAUUAUCUGUUACAGAAUCUUCUUUAGACGAAACACCAAUGAAACUCCAAAUAAUGUGGCACCUUCAACUCCGGUAUUCAGGCAUUUAUCAGUUUGUGAUACUGAAGAGCAAACAUCUAGUGGUGUCAGUAGAUCUAAUACGCCACAGCUCAGUAACACUUCGGGUCCAGAUUCUUCUGAUUGUUCGUCCAAUGAACCAUCCGGCAGGAUACGAAGAAAACGGCAGCGUCGUUAUGAUGAGUGGAAAGAUAUCAAAAGAAAACGUUUGAAAAAUUUAGGAAAAGCGUACUUAAGUAGAAAUGGAGUUCUAAGAGAUGGUAAAAUUUUAAAACCACCACAUCCAAUUACUUGCCGUCUUAAGUGCUAUCAAAAGUUUAAUGCACAAGACCGCAACCGCAUAUUUACUUCAUUCUGGCAAAUUGGCGAUCAUUGUAGACAAUGGGAUUACAUCGUCAAUCAUACCAAAGUAAACUUUACUAAUAAUUUUUCUAGACGAAAGAAGUCGAUAAAGUAUUGCUUACCCCUUCUGGAAUCAAACUCUGAUAUACCUAAUAAAGUAUCAGUCUGUAGAACAAUGUUCUUGAAUACACUAUCUGUAGGGGAGAGAACAGUUCAGACAGCAUUGGCAAAAUGGCGCUCUGUUAGUGGGUCUAUUUCUCCUGAUCGACGUGGUCGUGGUGACAACAAAACUAUUGUCAUAGACGAUGUGAAAAAACAGGGAGUUUUAAGGCAUGUCAAAUCUUUCAAACCAGUAGGAUCUCAUUACGUUCGCAAAAAAUCUACUAAAAUUUACUUAGAUAGUGAUCUUACAUUUCCCAAAAUAAUAUAUUUAAUAAUAAUACAACGGUAA